AUGGUCUCCGCAUCGGCUGUCGCGCAGGAGCGGCUUCACGACUGGAGCCUGCGUUACCUGCGUCUCAAGAUCAUGGUGCUCGUCUUGCGAUCGCUCAACUCGCUGCGUCCGCUCGUUCAUCGCAAUCGCCCGCCGUUGCCGCACGCAUUCGAGCGCCACAUCGUAGACAUCCCCUCGCGCGACCCCAACCGCACCAUCCGAGCACACAUCUACCGCUCCAAGCGCGUCGCUCCCUCCUCGGACGGCGUAGCGGCCCCGCUGCCCGUCCACAUCACCUGGCACGGCUCCGGCUUUGUGCUGCCCAACCUUGGCGACGACUACGCCUUUAUCGCGCAUGUGCUCGAGCAGCUCGGUCCGGACUGCAUCCUCAUCGAUGCCGACUAUCGCAAGGCGCCCGAACAUCCCUUCCCGGCCGCCAGCCACGAUGCACAGGACGUGGUCAACUACGUUCUUGCCCAGCCCCAGGUCUACGAUCUGCACCGCAUCACACUCGGUGGCUUUUCGGCAGGCGGCAACCUCAGCCUCGUCGUAGCCUCGCAGCUGGGCCCUGCGCGCAUUGCUGGCGUUGCGGCGCUCUAUCCUGCCGUCGACUUUACCGUCAAGCCCGGUGCACGCACGGCUCCCUCCAAACACCGCCCGGACAGCGGCUUCGCCCUGCCCAACUGGAUGAGCAACAUGUUUCUCGACUCGUACUUUGUUCGCGAUCAGGACAAGAACCAUCCGCUCUGCAGCGUCUACUUUCAGGACGCGAAUCGAUUUCCACCCGUCUUGCUUGCUUGUGGAAAGGGCGAUACGCUCCACUAUGCGUCGGAAAAGCUGGUUCGCAAGCUCACGGACGCAGGCAGGAAAGACGCGCGCUUCAUCAGCGUCGACAACGAAGGCCAUGGCUUUGACAAGCUCCCGCGCGGCCCAACCUCGCUCCAACGCAGAGACCACGUCUACUCGGAGUUUGCAAACUUCAUUCGCAAUGCUUGGGACCACCACAACGCUCAGCUCAGGGCCCAGCUCUAG
Molecule: messenger RNA, 1011 nt
Organism: Moesziomyces antarcticus
Lineage: Eukaryota; Fungi; Basidiomycota; Ustilaginomycetes; Ustilaginales; Ustilaginaceae
Exons: 1
Coding region: 1-1011 (336 amino acids)
Molecular function (GO): hydrolase activity
Source: RefSeq, a predicted model, not a curated record